AUGGAGACGUUAAAAAUUUACUCCGACGCGUUGGAAGUAGCGGGAAAGAUGAUCGACAAGCAUGUGGUGAUAGACAACAAUUACCCGUCAUUAAUAAACUUAAUGAGAUACUCAGUGCAAGGUGGUCCCACAGUAAGUGGCCUGGACGACUACGACUACCCGAACCUGAGCAGCAGUGCUCUAAAUAUCAGCAGUCUUAACCAAAUAAAAGUCCACAGCAAAGUGCCUCUGCCUUCCGAAGUAAUGGAGCACUUUAGCCACAUGCAGUGUCACUGCAUGAUGGGGCUGUUCACUGAGAUUUCCAAAGCCUGGUUAACAAUCGACAGUGACAUUUACGUCUGGUCUUACGAGAAUGAGUCAGACGUGGCUUACUUCGACGGAUUAAACGAGACAAUCAUCAGCGUUGGUCUCGUCAAACCUAAGCCCGGAAUAUUCCAAAACUACGUCAAGUACCUUCUGGUGCUGACAACAACUCCAAUUUUCACAGUGACCACCGACGGCGUAGCAAUUACCACAAUAGCAAACACCAACAGCGGUAGAAUAUUCCUCGGUGGUCGCAAUGGAAGUCUCUAUGAGAUCCACUACCAAGCCGAGAGCAGCUGGUUCGGGAAGCGCUGCAAGAAAGUGAACCACUCUGAAGGACCUUUAUCAUUCUUAGUUCCCUCAUUUGUAACAGUGGCUCUCUCAGAAGAGGAAGCGAUAGUCCAAAUCAGCGUAGAUGACUCAAGAAAUAUUUUAUACACUCUCGGAGAUAAAGGAACCAUCACAGUCUGGGACAUUGACGCAGGAGCUUCAAAAAUAACGACUCUCUCCCAGUCUUCUCUCGUCCAGAACACAGUCCACGUGGUCAAGACUCUAGAUAGCAAUAAUUUCCGACCUCUGGUCAGCAUCUCAGCAAUUACCGAGUCCGAGUCAGUCCAUGUUAACUUAGUAGCGGUCGCAGCAACUGGUACCAGGUUCUACUUCACUUGUACAUCAGUAACAAACCCCGGAACUCGUCCUCAAUGCUUGCAGUUAGUUCACGUCCGUUUACCACCAGGCUACGCUGCUAACGCGCCGGUAAUGCGGCCCCGGAAGGUCCAGAUGGCUCAUUACAAAAAAGGAACGCUGAUUUUAGUCUGCGGUGGUGAAGUAGAGACUGCUUGGUGCCUCAGUAAUGACGCUUAUCCUUUUACAAAUUACCUUGCAGAGACUCAGAGCAUUUUACCGUUUGACAGUCCAGCCUGGGCCAUGGCGGAGAUCCCCGGAGAGCCUGCGAUUCACAUUGACAAGCAGGCCAUGCAUGACCCGCCGCUGCUGGUCCGGCAACACAUGGAGCCUCCAAGGAAGUUUAUCUUUUUAACAGCGCAAGGCGCUGUUAUUUUAGUCCAGCUUCGGCCGGUUGAUAUUCUCCGCCAGCUUUUGUUAGAGCAACGCGGGCCUGAUACUGAAUUAGUCAGGGAUUAUUUUCUGAGUCAAAGUCCCGAGCAAGCUUGCGCGACUUGCUUGAUUCUUGCCACUCUGGAGAGCACGCAGAAUGCUCAGUUGUCCGAGUGGGCCACCAGAGCUUUCUUUUUGUACGGCAGUCAGAGAAAUGUUAAUCAGAAUAUGGAUCUUUAUGGAUUUAAUGUCUGUACUUCAACUCCUAGAUUGGGGAAUUUUGAUAUUCUUCCGGGACAUUUUAGGAAUGCAAAUCAAAGCUACCAGCAGGAAUUUUCUGCAAAGCACGAGGGGCUUUAUUUGUACAUCGGAAGGAUUUUAAGGCCAAUUUGGAAUAUCAGGUGCAUUAAAAGCGAGACUUGUAAUAAUAAAACUCAAAUUACAAGCACUGUUUCUUCAAUUCAAGUCGGAUGGAUUUUAGGACAUCUUCAGGCCUUAAGAGCGUUCUUAAAUAAAAAUACUCACAUUUCUAAGCAUCAUAACAACACUUCGAGGAAUAUUACUGAUGGGUUUGAUAAUUCGCUUACUCAGUACCAAGAACCGAUGGUUGAAGAAAGAAAUUCUCUUGAUGCAUUGAAAAUAUUUAUUACACAUGCGUGCGAAGUUCUGGGGCUUUGGAAAAUUCUCUGUGAAAAUCAGCUGCAUAAUAUUGUUAGUUCUUUAUCAAAAGAUCAGGUGAAUCAAUUCUCUACUGCAACUUUCAGGGAUUUAAUAUUAAUUGGUCAUGAAAUUUCUUCUCUGCUAAUUCUCCAUCUUAUAGACAGUUAUCUAGGUGAUAAUGCGUCGAUUGAUACUGUGAGUGCGAAACUUAGGGAAGUUUGCCCGAAUUUGUAUAAAAGUGAAGACGCUGUUUGCUCGAAGGCUAAUGAAAUUAUUCUUAAAGCUAAAAAUUGUACUAACCCGGAGGAAAAAGAAUCUUGUUUGCAGUCAGCUCUUAAAUUAUGUAAAACAGUAGCGCCGAGACUAAAUUUGUCAGCCGUGUGCCAGCAGUUUGUGGCUUGUCAUUUCUACACCGGGGCUCUGGAACUUUGUCUCUGCUGCGCGGAAAAAAGUGAUCCGAAUAAUGCAGCUAUGCAUUAUUAUAAAAAUAAUAAACCUCCGGAGGAUCAAGAAGGGUUCUUGGCGUACUCAAGGCGGCAAGAUAUUUAUAAAGAAAUUACUAUCAUGCUGGAUUGUCUUUAUAAUCAGAGUAUGUCUAAUCCGUUGACUCCGACUCUCCACGAAAUAAUUGACGACGCUCUACACAGUCCCUGCGAGGUUCUCCACGAGUCAGUCUACAACUGGAUGAAAGACAAAGGCCUGGACGGUGAACUAGUAGCACUAGCAGCUCCAUCCCUCGAAGCCUACUUAAUCCGUAAUAACAAUCCCGAACUACUCUGGCAGUUCUACGAAAGAAAUAAGAAUCAUGCUGCGGCAGCUCAAAUUUUGGACUCUUUGGCAACGAAGCCAGACCCAGAAGUACCUUUAGCUCAGCGAGUAAAAUACUUAGCACGCGCUGUGGUCUGCAUGCGCAGCGACCAAGCCGGCUACGCGCCUUAUUUAGGAGUCUUCUUGCGCGAGCUAGAAGACAAAGUCGAGGUAGCUAGGAUUCAACAGCAAAUACUGACCACAAUAACCAACCAACACCGCCUUUACGAUCCAAUGACGGUCAAGGACGCCAAGCUGCGCUUAAAUUCAUCUUUGCUGGACAUCACUCAGCUGUAUGAAGACUACGCAGAUCCUCUGCAGCUCUGGGAGUGCAAGCUGGCAAUUAUUCACUGCUCCGGUCACCAAGACACCAUGCUCGUCCAAGGAAUCUGGAGCAACAUCAUCGACAACGAGCUGAAAAAUUCUUUCUCACUCUCUCCGGAAGACAAGAUCACAGUUGUGAUGAGCAAGAUUAAAAUUCUGGGUCAGGAAUAUUCAGGAACUCCAAAUUGUUUUCCUCUGGACUAUUUAAUUAAAGAAUUAGAAAUUCGAGCUUGCAGGCUCCAAGUUUCUAACACUGAGAUCAUCACCGGGUUCUUGCAGCUGGGUGUUGCUGUUGAAGACCUCAUGGAGAUCUACGACAAAUUAAACACCGGAAAUAACCGGAUUUGGUUGAACGAAGGCAACGAGUUUCAUUUAAUUGACUCCACUGCUAAUCUUGUGACUUAUUUCACAACUAAUACCAAUAUUGGAAACAGUUUUGUACGCAGAAAAGUUAUUACCAAGUGCCAGGACAUUAUUUCUAAAUGUCUCACUACUCUCUUCAGUAAACCUAACAGUGAUGAAUUAAUUUCAAGACUUAGGUCCAUUCAAAGUGUUCUUAAUAGAUUGUAA
This is a messenger RNA of Cotesia congregata, 3720 nucleotides long. The record is from the annotation of a GenBank genome assembly. NCBI's taxonomy places the organism in Eukaryota, Metazoa, Arthropoda, Insecta, Hymenoptera, Braconidae.